AUGAAGUUCACAGCCCCCAUCCUUGCCGCUGCACUGCAGCUGGCUGGUGCCGCUUCUGCUCAGAGCGAAGCUGAAAUUGCAGCUAAUCUCGAACGCUACUGGUCAUAUGGCGGCUCUGACCCGGUCUAUCCAACACCAGCUGAGGGGCAGGGUCUCGGGGAUUGGAAGUCUGCCUAUGAGAAGGCUAGGGCCCUUGUUGACCAGAUGACCGACGCGGAAAAGAAUAACAUCACUUAUGGCUUCGACUCUACCACCAGGUGCAGUGGCAUGUCUGGAAGCGUUCCUCGUGUUGGGUUUCCUGGAAUGUGCUUCCAAGAUGCCGGUAACGGUGUCCGGAAUACUGAACUGGUCAAUGGAUAUGCGUCUGGAGUCCAUGUUGGAGCGGCGUGGAACCGUGACCUGACAUAUCAGCGGGGUCACUACAUGGGAGCCGAGUUCAAGCGGAAGGGUGUCAAUGUUGCUCUAGGCCCAUUGGUCGGGCCUGUUGGUCGUGUCGCCAAAGGUGGACGCAACUGGGAAGGAUUUAGUGCUGACCCAUGGUUGGGAGGAGUCCUGGUAGGGGACACUGUCCGCGGCAUGCAGGAGAACGUUAUUGCCUGUGUUAAGCAUUUAAUUGCCAACGAGCAGGAGACAAGGCGAAUGCCACCGUCGCGGCUGGAGAACUCUCACAACCAGUCUCUGUCGACAAAUAUUGAUGACAAGACGAUGCAUGAGCUCUAUCUUUGGGCCUUCCAGGAUGCAGUGAAAGCCGGUGCUGGCUCAAUGAUGUGCAGUUACAACCGUAUCAAUAACAGUUACGGCUGCCAGAACAGCAAGUCAAUGAACGGCUUGCUGAAAGGCGAACUCGGGUUUCAGGGCUUUGUCGUUACUGACUGGGGCGCGCAGUACACGGGCAUCGCCAGUGCUAAAUCCGGUCUCGAUGUGGUGAUGCCGAGUUCGGAGUACUGGGAAAAUGGCACGCUUGCCACUGCAGUACGCAACGGGUCUCUUGCUUCCACUCGUCUCAACGACAUGGCCACCCGGAUUGUUGCUACUUGGUACAAGUACGCUGAGCGCGAGAAUCCAGGCCAUGGCAUCCCUGCGGAUCUCACUGCCCCCCACGACCCCGUUGAUGCUCGGGAUCCCAAGUCAAAGGACACAAUCUUCCAGGGUGCCGUAGAAGGCCACGUCCUGGUGAAGAACACCAACAACGCUCUACCGCUCAACAAGCCCAGGAUUCUUUCUCUGUUUGGAUACGAUGCCAUCGCACAAUCCUCCACCACUCUUACUCCAGACGCUGGAACCUGGGUCGCGGGCCUCUCCAAUGCUCUCACCUACCCCAAUGGAACCGCAGUUGAUAGCGGUAUUUUGCAGUACAUGUUCCUCGGCAGCGCAGAUCCUUGGGCUAUAGGACCCGGUGUUGCAUUGAAUGGCACGAUGAUUACCGGUGGUGGCUCAGGUGCGACUACCCCAGCCUACAUCGACGCCCCCUUCGAUGCUUUCCAGCGUCAGGCACGCGAAGACAACACCGUCCUGACCUGGGAUUUCGUGUCCCAAAACCCAGCCCCGAACGCCGCUUCAGAUGCAUGCAUAGUCUUUAUCAACGAGGCCUCCGCGGAAGGCUGGGACCGCCCGCACCUUGCAGACCCCUAUUCCGACACUCUUGUCGAGAAUGUUGCCUCAAAAUGCAAAAACACUAUGGUUGUCAUCCAUAAUGCCGGAAUCCGUCUCGUCGACCGCUGGAUUAACAACGAUAAUAUCACCGCCGUAAUCUUCGCCCAUCUUCCGGGUCAGGACUCCGGUGGCGCUCUCGUUGAUAUCAUGUACGGCAAGCAGUCGCCAUCUGGUCGGUUGCCGUACACUGUAGCCAAGAAUGAGUCCGACUACGGUGCUCUCUUGGACCCGCAAAUGCCUGACCGGGAUUAUAAUGGCUGGUACCCGCAGUCAAACUUCACGGAGGGUGUGUACAUCGAUUACAAGGCGUUCGAGAAGGAGGGUAUCGAGCCUCGGUAUGCCUUUGGCUAUGGCCUUACCUAUACCGACUUCACCUACUCUGGCCUCGACAUCGAGGUCAGCUCUGGCGCGGACAAGGCGUAUAUUCCUCCUGGAACCGAGAUCCAAGAAGGCGGCCUCCCGUCGCUCUGGGACGUCGUUGCGACAGUGAAUUGCACUGUUGAGAAUACGGGCAAAGUCGCCGCCAAGGAGGUCGCCCAGCUGUAUCUUGGGAUUCCCGGUGGACCGGCGAAGGUUCUUCGAGGAUUUGAUAAACAGCUUAUUGAACCGGGAAAAACUAGUUCGUUUACAUUUGAGCUUGCCCGUCGUGAUCUCAGUACUUGGGACGUGGAGAAGCAGACCUGGGGUUUGCAGAGUGGUGAUUAUAUCGUUUAUGUUGGGAAGAGCGUUUUGGAUAUUCAGCUGACAGGGGAAUUAACCAUUUAG
This is a messenger RNA of Aspergillus versicolor CBS 583.65, 2418 nucleotides long. RefSeq names its product beta-glucosidase. The coding region runs from base 1 to 2418 and encodes 805 amino acids. Gene Ontology annotation, biological process: glucan catabolic process. Lineage: Eukaryota; Fungi; Ascomycota; Eurotiomycetes; Eurotiales; Aspergillaceae. The record is from RefSeq and is a predicted model, not a curated record. The transcript is spliced from 2 exons. Gene Ontology annotation, molecular function: beta-glucosidase activity.